This is a messenger RNA of Lecanosticta acicola, 2448 nucleotides long. The record is from the annotation of a GenBank genome assembly. Lineage: Eukaryota; Fungi; Ascomycota; Dothideomycetes; Mycosphaerellales; Mycosphaerellaceae.
AUGUCGCAAUUCGGCGCACCGCCUCCCCUCUCGCCACUGUCAAUGAGCAGCAACGAAUCCUCCUUUGUUGGAAGAUACGGCAGUCUCUCCAACUCCGCCAUCGCAACUCCCAUCGCUGACGCUCCAUACACCGGCGGCCCGUAUGGCGCAGCACGUCCGGCUCCCCAGAAGUCCCCACCUUCCUCACAGCACCCCAGCAGCUCUACCGAUAUGUCGCGACCCUCUGCCAGCGGGAGCAGCGUGAGCGGAAACCGCCCCCCUUCCUCCGCGAGCUCCGUGGGCAUGUCCACCGAUGGACGCAUGGGAUUCGCAAAGCCGUCCGAUCGCGACAGCACCAGGAGUCACAUGAGACCUGACGGAGAAGAGGCGCUGUCGCGACACUAUGCCGCCCUGAAGAGCUACUUGCAGGUGCACUUGCAGGAUGAGAAGGGCAACAUCAGGCCGAAUAGGGCUCGGGAUAAGCUGUUGCGGCUCUCGGUCACGCAGUUUAUGGAAUUGAGUACCGACGUGUACGACGAGCUGAUACGGAGAGAGGACGAGCGGACACAGCGAGUGGACAAUGUACCGCGUUUCCUCUUGCCCAAACAGCAUUUCCACCCGAAGCGAAAUCAAGCGCGGCAGAAGCUCUCCACCCUCCCGACCGAGCGAUUCAGGCAAUUGGCAACAGACGUCUUUUACGAAUUGGAACGAAGGUUACCUCGGAUUGCAGGAGGCGAGAUGGGCAGACCGGGAAGCACAACGAGUAAUGCGAGUAAUCGAAGUAGAGCGGCCAGUCGAGCAGGUGGAAUGCGUCCGCCUGCGCCCGGGUAUGGAUAUCCUCCUGGACCGCCAGGCCCUGGCAGAGGGAGAAAUUAUCCUCCUGGGCCGCCCGGCGCGUAUGGACCACCUGGCGCACGAAGGCCCAGUGAAGCGGGCUCGAUUGGGAGACCGCUACCUAAGCAUUUGCAGAGCAACACAAUAAUUCCCAACAAGGGCACAAUGGUCGAGGAUGACGAUGAGGAUGACGAGGAUGCUUUUGGGCUUGAACAUGUGGAGUCCGGCCCGAGUGAAAAGGGCAGCGCGGAAGAUCGGGAGAAGAUCCAAGCCCAAGAAGAAGAGAUCUCUCAGCUGAGGGAGAAGCUUGAAGAGCUGGAAACACGACUUGCGGAGAAAGAGCGCGAGCUCGAGAAUGCGCCAACCGCCGAGGAGAAGAGUGAGUGGGUGGCGCUGCGAGAAGAGCUGGAACAGAAGGCCCUUGAAGCCCAGGAGCUGAAUGAGAGUCUGGAGCAAGAACUCGCUGCGUACAAGUCGAAAUCGAAAGACGAUGAUGAGAUUCGAAAUCAGCACGAUCACAACCUGCAGCUCUUGCGAGACCAGCUUCAAUCGCAUCAGGCCCUUAUCGAGUCGCAUCAAUCCGAGAACUCCGAUCUCAAGCGACAAUUACAGGCUGAGAAGGGCAAUGCCAAUGCCGCCGAGCGCAUUCAAGCACUGGAAGAGGAGCUGGCUCAGCAGGAGAAGAUCUCCAACGAGGUGCGAGAGGAGGCAACAACGUACUUGCGAGAGAUGCGAGAUCUCAGCCGGCAGAACGACAAUGCCAUUGAGCAGGAGGAAGCCAUGGCGGCCAAGAUUGCAAAGCUAGAGCAGGAUAACAACGAGUGGCGGCAACGGUAUGCCAAGAUCAAGGCGCAGAACAGGCAAUUACGUGCAUCGACCAUGGGACUUGGUCUGCAGACUGGCUUCGACUCUGGCAGUCUCGUGAGGCAGGAGGGCUUAAUCUCCGAAGGCGGUCUUGUGCGGGACACAGAUGUCGCCCGGUUCCAGCUGUCUGUGGACGAGCUGCUCAAAGUCGCUCGCCAGAGCAGCACAGAUGACAUGCUGGAGAGUGUCAAGGCCGUUGUGGUCAGUGUGCAGUCCAUCACUUCGGCUGUGCGGACAGACGGCUACCCAUCGCCCGCCCCUUCACCUCUCUCUCCCGAGACGAACAUGCAGCACGCGCCAAGCGCCAGCAAGCUCAAGGCUCGGGUGACCGGCACUGCCAACAGCCUCAUCACCGCCACAAAACAACACGCAGCCUCGCAUGGCCUUUCACCAGUUGCUCUUCUGGACGCUGCUGCAAGUAAUCUCACCGCCUCUGUCGUGGAACUCAUCAAAGCAGUGCACAUCCGCCCCUCGAACAGAUCCGAAUUCCAAGACCUCGAAGCAGCAGACGAAUUAGGCUCGUUCUACGACAACAGCCUGUCUCCCACCACAAACCAGGAUCCGCAUAGUCUGAUGAUCCCCGUCCCCACCAUCGAGACAACGCCCAGCAAGGCAGCAGCCGGAGAGUCAGCGCCGUCAAAAAAAGGCUGGUUCGGCUGGGCAGGGAAAUGGAAUGAGAAUUCGCCCGUCGACCAGCAACACUCUGCAGCCAGCGCGACUAAUGGCAUUAUUUCGGAUGAUAGCGAUGGCGAGUAUGAUCCGUACCGAUAG